AUGCUCUUCGACAAAUUCUCCACUGCCGGCCCGGUUCUCUCGAUUCGUGUCUGCCGUACUGCGAUCACUCGCCGCCCGCUCGGCUACGCCUACGUCAACUUUCAACAACCAGCUGAUGCCGAACGUGCUCUUGCCACGAUGAACUUCGACGCACUCAAUGGAAAGCCGAUUCGCAUUAUGUGGCCCAAUCGUGAUCCAUCUACUCGUCGCUCUGGAGCUGGAAAGAUCUUCAUCAAGAAUCUUGACAAGUCCAUUGACGACAAAGCUGUCUACGAUACGUUCUCGCCUUUCGGAAACAUUCUUUCGUGCAAGAUUGCUCUCGAUGAUGAGGGACAAUCGAAGGGCUAUGGCUUCGUGCAUUUCGAGACCAAGAACGCUGCAACUAGAGCCAUUGAGAAAGUUAAUGGAAUGCUUCUCGCAGGAAAACAAGUGUCCGUUUCAAAAAAAUCU
Molecule: messenger RNA, 450 nt
Organism: Mesorhabditis belari
Lineage: Eukaryota; Metazoa; Nematoda; Chromadorea; Rhabditida; Rhabditidae
Source: the annotation of a GenBank genome assembly